AUGAAGUCACCUUCUCGAGCUUUUUCUGGUGGUGAUUCAAAGAGUACAAAAUCAUGUCUUUAUGUCAUCUUCCCAGCAGUUUCUUUAAUUUGUGCUGUUUUAUUUUUCAUGAAUUCGAUCUUAUCAUCACAGUCGAAACUAUCAAGCUGGACAAUGGACGCGCAACAAACUGUAACAGUUGAUAAAUGCAAGAACCAGUGCAGGCCUAAGGGAAGUGAGGCAUUACCUGAAGGCAUAGUCUCCGCCACUUCCAGUUUCAAUUUGCGACCUCUCUGGGAUCCUCCCAUGCCUAGAAAGAGAGGUCGCCACUCUGUAGAAGCAACUCAAGUGAAUGCAUCAAGCAAUUUGUUUGCGAUGGCUGUUGGGGUAAAGCAGAAAGAACUUGUGGACAAAAUGGUCAAGAAGUUUGAUGAUCUUGGACUUUCAUCCAAAUAUAAUCCUGUCUCAUGA
This is a messenger RNA of Sphenostylis stenocarpa, 450 nucleotides long. The record is from the annotation of a GenBank genome assembly. Lineage: Eukaryota; Viridiplantae; Streptophyta; Magnoliopsida; Fabales; Fabaceae.